AUGGCAACCAAAGACCGCAUAACGUGCCACAUCCUCGACACAUCCAAAGGCCAGCCCGCGCGCUCCGUGCGCGUCAAGCUAGAACUUCUCUCCCCCACCACCACCCAACACCAACAACAACAGCAACCAACCAAAGUCUUCGAAUCCCUCACCGACGAAGACGGCCGCAUCAAGACGUGGCUCCCUUACUCCUCGGCGCUUUCUUCGGGAGAAGUGCCCGUCUACACGCUUGAGGAUGUGCUGGUCAACGACAUCAAGGGCCCCUCGCGCUGGAUGUUGCGGUUCGACACGGCCGGGUAUUUCGGCGGCGAGGACAAGACGUUCUUCCCCGAGGUGACGGUGGUGUUUAGGGUGGAGGAGGGGCAGACGUAUCAUGUCCCUUUGCUGUUGGCGCCUUAUAGUUAUUCGACUUAUAGGGGGAGUUAG
Sordaria macrospora k-hell is the source of this 426-nucleotide messenger RNA. RefSeq lists its product as uncharacterized. Lineage: Eukaryota; Fungi; Ascomycota; Sordariomycetes; Sordariales; Sordariaceae. Gene Ontology annotation, biological process: purine nucleobase metabolic process. Gene Ontology annotation, molecular function: hydroxyisourate hydrolase activity. The record is from RefSeq and is a predicted model, not a curated record.